Messenger RNA from Arachis ipaensis, 800 nucleotides. RefSeq lists its product as uncharacterized. NCBI's taxonomy places the organism in Eukaryota, Viridiplantae, Streptophyta, Magnoliopsida, Fabales, Fabaceae. The record is from RefSeq and is a predicted model, not a curated record.
AGAAAGAUGAUGUUAAAGUUGAGAAAUUUAGUGGUAAGGAUGGGAUUAGAAGGGGUAAAGAGGUAAUUAGAAGGUCCAAUUUGUUGGCUAAGCAGGUCAUUAGUAUAACUCUUAGCUUGGGGUUUGUUACUCAGCUUUGGGUUGACACCACCGCUUGGAUGGUUUUAUUUGUGGAGAUGAGGCCAAACUUGCUUUCUGGGGAUGCAGAUAACUUCCUUCUGGAGGACAUUAGUCAGGUCGGGGAUGUCGUCCUUGUCCCGGAUGAAAGCAUGAUAGAGAACGAAUUUAAAAUGGUUGGAUUGGAGACCCUGGUUGGAUACAAAGUUGUAACACCCUCUCAACGGAAUAUUGGAAAGGUGCAUGGAUACACGUUCAGCCUCAAUUCAGGUGCUGUUGAAGAACUUGAGCUUGAUUCAUUUGGACUAUCAAUUAUCCCUUCAAGUUUGGUGAGUACUUACUCUUUGCUAGUCGAGGAUGUAGUGGAAGUAGUAUCUGAUGCUGUUAUGGUUCGCGAAGCUGCAGCGUCACGUAUACAAAGGCUUUCAAAGGGUUUCUUGGCAACCAGAAUGUAGGAGUUUCAAUGGAUGAUCUUGAAGAUUAUGACUCUGAACCAUCUGUGACAUAUGGCCAAGUUUCAAGGAGAAGGAAAAGUCUUGGAAGAAAGAAACCUAAUCAAAGAUAUUGGGAUAAUGAAGAUGAUUGGGAUCUUCCAAUGGACUAUCUUUGAUUCACAUGUUUUGUCCGCUAACUCCCAUGUAAUAAUACUCCUUUUAAUCGAAAAUACAGUGAAGCUUUAAUAA